AAAAAAAACAAAUCCUGAAUAAUCAAUUGUCUCCAUUCUGACAGGGUGGGGUGACCUUUGAGGACAUCGCCCUGUACUUCUCCAGGGAGGAAUGGAGCCUCCUUGAUGAGGGUCAGAGACAGCUGUACCUGAAUGUGAUGCUGGAGAACUUUGAACUUCUAUCCUCCCUGGGGAUAGAACCUACAAACCCAGCAUUUUUCCAGAGCAAGAAUGUAAUCAGCAACUCUUUGGUGCAUGGGAUAAUGCCUAACCUACUCAUCCACACUGGAGAAAAGCCUUAUAAAUGCAAUGAAUGUGGAAAAUCUUUUACCAGGAGCAUUGACCUUCGUCUUCACCAGAGAGUUCACACUGGAGAAAAGCCUUAUAAAUGCAGUGAAUGUGGGAAAUCUUUUACCAGGAGCACUGCCCUUCAAGUUCAUCAGAGAUUGCACACUGGAGAAAGGCCUUAUGAGUGCCAUGAAUGUGGGAAAUCUUUUUCCUGGAGCAGUACCCUUCGUUGUCAUCAGAGAAUUCAUACCGGAGAAAAGCCUUACAAAUGCAAUGAAUGUGGGAAAAAUUUUAUCACGACAGGUCACCUUCAUCAACAUCAUCAGAGAAUUCACACUGGAGAAAAGCCUUAUAAAUGCAGGGAAUGUGAAAAAUCUUUUCCCACUAGCGAUGAUCUUCAUUGUCAUCAGAGAGUUCACACCGGAGAAAAGCCUUAUAAAUGCAGUGAUUGUGGGAAAUCUUUUACCAGGAGCACUGCCCUUCGAGAUCACCUGAGAUUGCACACUGGAGAAAGGCCUUAUGAGUGCAGUGAAUGUGGGAAAUCUUUCCCCAGGAGUAGUGACCUUCGUCUUCAUCACAGAAUUCACACUGGAGAAAAGCCUUAUAAAUGCACUAAAUGUGGGAAAUCUUUUAUUUAUAGCACUCUCCUUUCUCGUCAUCAGCGAGUUCACACUGGAGCAAACUCUUAUAAAUGCAGUGAAUGUGGGAAAACUUUAUCCACCAGCAUUGCCCUUCAAGGUCAUCAGAGAUUGCACACUGGAGAAAGGCCUUAUGAGUGCAGUGAAUGUGGGAAAUCUUUUACCACUAGCACUGGCCUUCACUGUCAUCAGAAAAUUCACACUAGACAAAAGUGUUAAUGUGGGAAAUCUUUUACCACUAGCACUGGCCUUUACUGUCAUCAGAAAAUUCAUACUAGACAAAAGUGUUAUAAAUGCAGUGAAUGUGGAAAAUCUUUUACCUGGAGCACUGCUCUUCAUCGUCAUCAGAGACUUCAUACAGGAGAAAAGCCUUAUAAAUGCUGUGAAUGUGGGAAAUCGUUUGCAAGGAACUAUAGUCUCCAAUAUCAUCAACGAGUUCACACUGGAUAAAGACUUUAUGAGUGCAAUUAACAUGGGAUAUCUCUCAGCCAAAUUUCUAAAUUCGCUCUGCAGAUAUGAGUUCACAUGUGAGACUUGUCUUAGAUGUGUGAGAAAUGUGUUUUCUUAGUCAUUACUUAACAAUAGCAUAAGAAAAUUAGAGGCCCGGUGCACAAAAUCGUGCACGGGGAAAGAGGUUGUCCCUCAACCUGGCCUGC
Myotis davidii is the source of this 1561-nucleotide messenger RNA. RefSeq names its product zinc finger protein 501. Gene Ontology annotation, biological process: regulation of transcription by RNA polymerase II. Gene Ontology annotation, cellular component: nucleus. The record is from RefSeq and is a predicted model, not a curated record. NCBI's taxonomy places the organism in Eukaryota, Metazoa, Chordata, Mammalia, Chiroptera, Vespertilionidae. Gene Ontology annotation, molecular function: RNA polymerase II cis-regulatory region sequence-specific DNA binding; DNA-binding transcription activator activity, RNA polymerase II-specific.